This is a messenger RNA of Ipomoea nil (Japanese morning glory), 1239 nucleotides long. RefSeq names its product probable CCR4-associated factor 1 homolog 11. Gene Ontology annotation, cellular component: CCR4-NOT core complex; P-body; CCR4-NOT complex. The coding region runs from base 106 to 972 and encodes 288 amino acids. NCBI's taxonomy places the organism in Eukaryota, Viridiplantae, Streptophyta, Magnoliopsida, Solanales, Convolvulaceae. The record is from RefSeq and is a predicted model, not a curated record. Gene Ontology annotation, molecular function: nucleic acid binding; poly(A)-specific ribonuclease activity. The transcript has a single exon.
UAAACUCCAUGUAUAAAUACGCGGCUUUCCAGCCCUAAUCGAACCCGGCCGGCCCAUCACUGUCAGAGCAGCUCUCAUCAUCAUCAUCGAUCACUCCAAUCCUCCAUGGCUAAUUCUCCACCGCCUGCUCCACCUCCUCCUCCGCUCGUAGCUUCCAAGAAGCCGAUUCGGAUCCGCUCAGUGUGGUCGUCAAAUCUCGAGUCGGAAUUCGCGUUGAUUCGCCGCGUCCUCGACCGUUACCCGUUCGUAUCGAUGGACACGGAGUUUCCCGGCGUGGUUUUCCGCCAUGACCUCCGGGACUGGAAGCCGGACGAGCAUUACAUCUAUCUGAAGUCGAAUGUUGACGCGCUGAAGCUUAUCCAGGUGGGGAUCACUCUCACUGAUGCCGCCGGGAACCUGCCGGACCUGGGCUCCCACUUCCGCUUCAUUUGGGAGUUCAACUUCUGUGACUUUGAUGUGGUGCGCGAUGAUCACGCUCCGGGAUCCAUAGAGCUCCUCCGCCACCAGGGCAUUGAUUUCGACCGGACUCGGGCUUUUGGGGCGCAUACCGCCCGCUUUGCGGAGCUGAUGAUGUCUUCCGGUCUGGUGUGCAAUGAGGCCGUCACCUACAUCACCUUCCACAGUGGCUAUGACUUUGGAUACCUGAUCAAGGCCUUAACCGGCCGGAACCUGCCGGGGGAGCUCCGGCAAUUCCUGGGAUUGCUAGGGCUCUUCUUUGGGAAGAGGGUGUAUGACGUGAAACAUUUGAUGAAGUUCUGCAAGAGCCUCUAUGGUGGACUGGACCGAGUGGCCAGCUCGCUUGAGGUUAACAGGGCUGUCGGGAAGUGCCACCAGGCCGGGUCUGAUAGUUUACUCACUUGGCACUCUUUUCAGAAGAUCCGAAAGCUCUACUUUGACAACAAUGAGGCGCUUACUGAGAAGUAUGCAGGCGUACUCUAUGGGUUAGAGGUCCUCUUUCCGCAGACUCUGUAGAUGUUGAGUCUCCGGUUCAAAUUUCCCUGAUGAUAAUCUGUAAAACCAUUUCCUUUGUAUAAAAAGGAUAAAAGGAACUAGUUUAAUUAUUCUUCUUUUGCCCUUGAUUGGACUUUCAUGUUUGUGAAUAAAGAACAAACAUGUAAUGGUUACUAAACCUGCAAAUUCCAACCAAAUCAAGGACUCUAGAGGAAGGUGAUCAAAACUAUGACACAAAGUUGCACAAGUUUAAAAUUACUCCAAUGCCAUAGUACUUGUUAAAAUCUU